AUGCCUCGCCGCAAGGAACCACUUGACAAGGUAACAAGAGGGAGGAAGACAGCAAAGCAAGGUGUAAGCCUCGGAAGAGUCGAGAAAAACUCAAACGUCAAGAAGUUACAUGAGGCAGCCAACGCCCUUGCUGAAAGAGGCCGACUGACUGCCAAGGAUGAGGUGAUAAUCGAGGAGAUGCGCCUCUACGGCUUCCCUGCGCCCUCGCUCUCCUUACAAGAAGCCACCACCCUCAACCCUCUCCUUGUUAUGCUCCAUCGAGCAAAACAAUACCAGGAGUACCGAAAAGUCAGAAUAAACGAGAAGUUGAUACAAAGAGGUCUUCAAACCCCUACACGGCUACCUCGUCCGCCUCCUGAGCCACUCAGCUACCUCGUACCUGCUCAGCCCCAAUGCACUACUCCAUCCUACCCACCGCUAGCCCCACCUCAAUUUGUCCCGUCUCCCAACCAGCCGCCCCCAACAUCAGGAACGCCAUUCCUCGGUUUCCAAGACGUUGUUGCAUCUGAACCUAUCCGCUACCAGCCUGGGCGCCAGCUGCCAGUGCGGACGCCGGCGCCUGCAACACCGCAAAGCAGUCAUUUUGUUGCUCCAGCGUCGUUUCAUACGACUUAUCCAACUUCUGCCGUACAUGGAGACCCAGAGACUCCAUCACGCCGGCAGUCCGAGCCGCGCGUAAGGCGUAUAAUCAUCGUUGGCAACGAGGUUCUGUCGUUCUUCCUCGGAGAUAUCAAGCCUCCGGUUAAAAAGAUGAAGUAUGGCAACUUCGUCAGCAAGAUCGUCCAUGACUGGGAUCACGGUAACCCAAGUCUUCUGGAAUACCAUGGGGUGCCCAUUCCUAUGCGCCUGUGGCCAAGCGUUCUUCGGAAACCAUUCCCAGACUUCUGGAGAACAAAUACAAAGCAGUUUAGCGAGUUUAAGCUGGUCGUCAGCGUCUAUCGUCUCUACGAAACGGAGGCGCACUUCUGGGCAGACUUUUCAAAGCCAGAAGACAUACCAGGGGGGCAAGGAAGUAAACAGGCAAGGCUUUCUUUCAAGGCCAUAGUCCAGAAAGCUCGUGCAAUCCGACUUUCAAUCAACGAAAAGGAUGUGCGCGCGGCAAUGGAGGCUCAUCUGGUCGAUUUUGACGAGGUUUUCUCGUACCGUCAGGGCAACGAGAAGAAGGUGUACAACACACCUGAAAAGAUUGCCUCCCGAUGGCGUAUGCUACAGGGCUUGCCUCCUCUGUGGGAAGAAGAAGUAGAUGAACGUUUCCUCGAUUAA
Macroventuria anomochaeta is the source of this 1263-nucleotide messenger RNA. RefSeq lists its product as uncharacterized. Lineage: Eukaryota; Fungi; Ascomycota; Dothideomycetes; Pleosporales; Didymellaceae. The transcript is spliced from 3 exons. The record is from RefSeq and is a predicted model, not a curated record. Bases 1 to 1263 code for a protein of 420 amino acids.